AUGCUUCGAACUGUCUCUUGCUCCACUUCUCUCACCUCUUCCUCUCCCUUCUUUCCUCGUUCUUACUCGUCCACUGGUGCUCUCCGUGGCCCCGGUCGCAACCUUCGCCGGAUUUCCUCUCCUUCUUCCACCGGAAGACGUGGACUAAGGGUUCUCUCCGACGCAGGUCGCAGUCUCAAUAGGAAACUCUCUCGCCUCUCUGUUCGCGCCGUCGCCACACAACCCGCACCAUCUUAUCCUGAUGUAGGUAAAGAUGAGGCUGAGAAGCUUGGAUUUGAGAAAGUGUCUGAAGAGUUUAUCUCAGAGUGUAAAUCAAAGGCUACUCUUUUCAAACACAAGAAAACUGGUUGCGAGGUUAUGUCUGUGUCAAACGAGGAUGAGAACAAGGUGUUCGGCAUUGUUUUAAGGACUCCUCCGAAGGAUUCCACUGGGAUUCCGCACAUACUGGAACACAGCGUUCUAUGUGGGUCUAGAAAGUACCCACUCAAAGAGCCAUUUGUUGAACUACUUAAGGGAAGUUUGCAUACUUUUCUAAAUGCAUUUACAUAUCCUGAUAGAACCUGUUACCCCGUUGCUUCCACAAAUACAAAGGAUUUUUACAAUCUUGUGGAUGUAUACUUGGAUGCUGUCUUCUUCCCCAAGUGUGUGGAUGACGUUCACACUUUUCAGCAAGAGGGCUGGCACUAUGAGCUUAAUGAUCCCUCAGAAGACAUAUCUUACAAAGGUGUUGUCUUUAAUGAGAUGAAGGGUGUCUAUUCACAGCCUGAUAAUAUCUUAGGGCGAAUUGCUCAACAGGCAAAUAUUCCGAUGCUAAAGUUCAUUCCUAUUACCUUAGUGAUCAACGAAGACUUCCACCGUAAGUAUUAUCACCCAAGCAAUGCCAGAAUCUGGUUCUAUGGAGAUGAUGAUCCAGUUCAACGCCUUCGUAUCUUGAGUGAAUACUUGGACAUGUUCGAAGCAAGUCCAUCUCGAGAUGGUUCAAAGAUUGUACCUCAAAAGCUAUUCUCUGAGCCUAUCAGAAUAGUUGAGAAAUAUCCUGCUGGUCGAGAUGGUGACCUUAAAAAGAAGAACAUGGUGUACAUUAACUGGCUAUUAUCUGAGAAGCCCUUGGACUUGGAAACUCAGCUCGCACUUGGGUUCUUGGAUCAUCUUAUGCUGGGAACUCCUGCUUCACCACUAAGAAAACUCUUAUUGGAAAGCGGUUUAGGAGAAGCUCUUGUCAGCAGUGGGAUGUCAGACGAGCUUUUGCAGCCCCAGUUCAGUGUUGGUAUGAAAGGUGUGUCUGAGGAUAAUGUUCAAAAGGUGGAAGAGUUGAUCAUGAGUACGCUAAAAAAGUUGGCAGAAGAAGGGUUUGACAGUGAUGCUGUGGAGGCAUCUAUGAAUACUAUUGAAUUUUCUCUGAGGGAAAACAAUACAGGAUCGUUCCCUCGUGGUUUAUCACUUAUGCUCCAAUCUAUUGCAAAAUGGAUAUACGAUAUGGAUCCUUUUGAGCCGUUGAAGUAUACAGAACCAUUGAAAGCCCUGAAAGCUAGAAUAGCUGAGGAAGGUUCCAAGGCUGUCUUCUCCCCAUUGAUAGAGCAGUUUAUUUUGAACAACUCCCAUCGCGUGACCAUAGAGAUGCAGCCUGAUCCUGAAAAAGCUUCUCAAGAGGAAGCGGAAGAGAAGAGUAUCCUGGAAAAAGUUAAAGCAGGUAUGACAGAAGAAGAUCUUGCAGAGCUAGCGCGUGCUACAGAGGAGCUGAGAUUGAAACAAGAGACUCCUGACCCUCCUGAAGCACUAAGAUGUGUCCCAAGUUUGAACUUGAGUGACAUCCCAAAAGAACCUACUUAUGUUCCCACUGAGGUUGGAGAUAUUAAUGGUGUGAAGGUUUUGAAGCAUGACCUUUUCACAAAUGAUAUUGUAUACGCUGAAGUAGUCUUUGAUAUGAGUUCGCUCAAACAUGAGCUUCUUCCACUAGUACCACUGUUCUGUCAAUCACUAGUGGAGAUGGGCACAAAAGAUUUGACGUUUGUACAACUUAAUCAGUUGAUUGGAAGAAAAACGGGAGGAAUAUCAGUUUAUCCCCUUACCUCAUCUGUGAGUGGGAAGGAUGAACCGUGCAGCAAAAUUAUUGUACGUGGAAAAUCGAUGGCUGGACGUGCUGAAGACCUUUUUAACCUGAUGAAUUGCUUGUUGCAAGAGGUUCAAUUCACAGACCAGCAGCGGUUUAAACAGUUCCAAUCGUCAUUUCUCAUUUCAAUGCAGAACCGAUUGAGAGGAAGUGGCCAUGGAGUUGCUGCGGCGAGGAUGGAUGCAAUGUUGAACGUUGCUGGAUGGAUGUCUGAACAGAUGGGUGGUCUCAGCUAUCUUGAAUUCUUACGCACCCUUGAAAAGAAGGUGAAUGAAGACUGGGAAGGGAUAUCAUCUUCACUUGAGGAGAUCAGGAGAUCUCUCCUUGCCAGGAAUGGUUGCAUAGUUAACAUGACUGCAGAUGGGAAGUCUCUCACCAACAUCGAAAAAUCUGUUGAGAAGUUCCUAAACUUACUCCCUGAAACCCCAUCUGGGGGCCUCGUCACUUGGGAUGGUCGACUUCCUCUGAGAAACGAAGCCAUUGUCAUACCAACCCAGGUAAACUAUGUUGGAAAAGCUGGAAACAUAUACAGCACAGGGUAUGAGCUUGAUGGCAGUGCAUAUGUUAUAUCAAAGCAUAUUAGCACUACAUGGUUAUGGGAUCGUGUUCGUGUAAGUGGUGGUGCGUAUGGAGGUUUCUGUGAUUUCGAUUCGCAUUCAGGGGUGUUCUCGUUCUUGUCGUACCGUGAUCCAAACUUGUUGAAGACACUUGACAUAUAUGAUGGAACUGGAGAUUUCUUACGUGGACUUGAUGUGGAUCAAGAAACGCUCACUAAAGCUAUCAUUGGAACCAUUGGUGAUGUUGAUUCAUACCAGUUACCUGAUGCCAAAGGUUAUAGCAGUUUGAUGAGGCAUUUACUUGGGGUAACUGAUGAAGAACGACAAAGAAGGCGAGAAGAGAUAUUAACAACAAGUUUGAAGGACUUCAAGGAUUUUGCCGAGGCAAUAGAUGUGGUAAGAGACAAAGGUGUAGCAGUGGCUGUGGCGUCCGCAGAAGACAUUGAUGUGGCCAACAAUGCACGCUCCAACUUUUUCGAGGUUAAGAAAGCUCUUUAAAUUGACAACUCUUUACACUUGAUACGAUUGAGAAUCUCAUUAGAUUUCUCUACUGGAGUAAGUGUAAUAGUACAUGAAUUUCACAUUAUACGAAGCAUUUUUUCGCUUUCAACUUAUGAAUAAUCGCUAUAUGAUAAAUCUUAUUACAGCAUAUGAAAUCC
Molecule: messenger RNA, 3326 nt
Organism: Eruca vesicaria subsp. sativa (arugula)
Lineage: Eukaryota; Viridiplantae; Streptophyta; Magnoliopsida; Brassicales; Brassicaceae
Source: the annotation of a GenBank genome assembly